AUGGCCAUUCACUUUGGAGCUUCUUCCUCUUCCUCUAGUACUACCAGCCAGUCCGGAACAUAUGAUGUUUUUCUGAGUUUUAGAGGUGAGGAUACACGCAACACUUUCGUAGGCCAUUUGUACCACAAUCUGGUUCAAAGGGGAAUCAAAACGUUCAGAGAUGAUGUUGAGCUUGAAGGAGGAGAUGAAAUAGCAGCUGCUCUUCAGAAAGCAAUUGAAGAAGCAAAAUUUCUUAUCGUCGUUUUCUCUAAAAAUUAUGCUACCUCGAAUUGGUGUUUAGAUGAACUCGCUAAGAUUAUGGAAUGCAAAGAGGUAAACAAUCAAAUUGUUUAUCCUAUUUUUUAUAAGGUAGAUCCAUCAGAAGUACGGUACCAAAAUGGUAGUUUUGGUGAGGCACUUGCUAAGCAUGAAAGAACAUCCAAAGGAAACACGGAGAAGAUCAUAAGAUGGAGGAAAGUUCUCACACAAGCAGCAAAGUUGUCUGGUCGGCAUUUCUUGGACGGCGGACAUGAAGCUGAUUUUAUUGAAACAAUCGUUGGAGAGAUUUCGGCAAAACUGCUAGACCUUACACAUUUAGAGGUAGCAGAGUAUCCAGUUGGAAUCGAGUCUCGUGUAGUAGAUAUGCUCAAUCUUUUACAUGUUGGGGAAAAUGAUAUUCGGAUGGUAGGUAUAUGGGGAAUUGGCGGAAUUGGAAAAACUACGGUUGCUAAAGCUGUCUAUAAUCAGAUUGCCCAUGAGUUUGAAGGUAGAUGUUUUCUGAAAAAUGUCAAAGAACAUGGACACCUAGCUCAACUACAAGAGCUUCUUCUUACAAAGAUGCUGGGGAACCUGACAUUUAAGGUUUCCAAUGAUGAUGAGGGAGUCGGGAUCAUAAAAACAAGGCUGACACAAAAAAAAGUUCUCAUAGUUAUCGAUGACGUGAAUAAUGAGAACCAGUUAAAAAAAUUAGUGGGAGAUUCUGAUUGGUUUGGCCCAGGUAGCAGAAUUAUCAUAACAACAAGGGAUAUGGGUUGUUUGGAUGCCCAUAAUGUUAAAAAGAUAUAUGAGGUCAAGAAACUAAAUGAUGCAGAUGCUUUGAGGCUCUUACGUUUGGAUGCCUCCGAAGGAAAUAGAAGUCUAGAUCAAGAUACUAUGGCAAUUAUCCAUGACGUACUUCAUUACAGUCAAGGCCUUCCGUUAGCUUUGGUCGUUAUCAGAACAAUUUUGGUUCUACAGAGUACAGAUAAAUGGCCAGCUGCACUAAGAAGUCACCGAAAAUCUGGUAAGGGAAUUCAUGAACUCCUGAAAAUAAGCUAUGAUGCACUGGCCGAUGACGAGAAAGAAGUUUUUCUUCACAUUGCAUGUUUCUUGAAAGGUAGAAACAAGAAUUAUGUGAUAGAUAUACUGGGGGGUUGUGGCCUCAACCCCGGAGAUGGUAUUGACGUACUAAGAAAAAUGGCCCUCAUUAGCAUCACUAAAGAGGAGGAAAUUUGGAUGCAUGACCUGCUAGAAGAUAUGGGCAAAAAUAUAGUUAUCCAAGAGUCACCAACUGAGCCGGGAGAACGAAGUAGAUUGUGGAAUUACGAAGAUGUGCACCAUAUUUUUGUGGAAAACAUGGUAAGUUAUCUAUGGCUUAUAUCUAAUGUUACUAAUUAA
Molecule: messenger RNA, 1635 nt
Organism: Rosa chinensis
Lineage: Eukaryota; Viridiplantae; Streptophyta; Magnoliopsida; Rosales; Rosaceae
Product: TMV resistance protein N-like
Exons: 3
Coding region: 1-1635 (544 amino acids)
Biological process (GO): defense response; signal transduction
Molecular function (GO): ADP binding
Source: RefSeq, a predicted model, not a curated record